UCGAAAUAGUCGUUUUUCAAGUCAAAAUAGUUGUUCGCCAGUCAAAAAAAGUCGCCUCUUUGAAAAUAGAUUGAAAAAAGUUGAAAAAAGUAGAAAAAAUAGAAAAAAAUAGAAAUAGUGCGGAAAAAGUCGCAAUAUCCAAGGCCAGAAUAUAGAGAAACUUUACGUUCACUGUAACUUGUAUUUUAUAUUUUCAGUUUUCAUAAAAAUCAUGCGCAUUACAAAUCGACUUUUGUUGACUAAUAGCGCAUCAACGUAAGAAGGGGAAUUGAUGUGGUAUAAAGUCGCGUCAUCAUUUUUCUAUUAUCAAUAAUGUUCUUUUUCCACAGAAUAAUACCUGCAAGAAUAUUUGUGCUGCUUUUUCGUUUCUUCAUUAUCGGUAGAUAACACCUCUGAUAAAAAAAAAGAGGUGCCGAAGUAGGGAUAGACGGUGUUGGCGUAACGUUGCUCGCCAUUAUUUUCCAUAUAAUCGAGCAAAGGGACGAUGGCGGUCACACAUCUCGACCUGGGCCUUCGCCUCAUCAAAUAUCUCCUCUGUGCUGUUAAUGCACUUUUUGUGUUAACAGGUGCAAUGAUAGUAUCAGUAGGAACAACAAUUUAUGCAGUUUACGACGAUUUCUCACGUUUCCUAGACUCGAGUUAUUUUUCACCAGCGACUUUAUUAAUUGUCGUUGGUUCUUUCGUUUUUGUAAUAGCAUUUUUUGGAUGCUGUGGAGCAAUAAAAGAAAGUACCUGCAUGGUUCUAGUGUUUGCAGUUUCUCUCUCUUUGGUAUUAAUAAUGGAACUUGGAGCAGCAAUCGCCGCCUAUGCACUUCAAGAUGGAAUUAAAGAUCUUCUAGCUGAACGAAUAAAUUCCACAAUGCACGAAUACGAAAGCAAUCAGGAAGCAAAAGCCUCCCUAGACUUUUUACAAUCGAGAUUAGGAUGCUGCGGCUACGAUGGCAGUUAUGAUUGGGACGGUAUUUUGCACAACAAUACAAAUGGAAUGAGAGUUCCAAAUUCAUGUCUAGUUGAUGGAAUGAUUUAUCAAAGUGGAUGCAUUAUUCGUCUUUCGCUUAUUGUCCAGCGUAGCGCAUUUUUCUUAGGCGCUGGAGCAACUUUAAUUGCACUGAUUCAGUUGGCCGGAAUUAUGUUCGCCUGCAUGUUGGGUCGAGCGAUACGAAGACAAAAAAUCGAAAGAACGAGAAGACAAUGGGAAUUACGGGAAAAUCUCGUCAAUGGAUAUUUACCAAUUGGAAAAACAGAUCCAGUUGUCUCAUUUCCAGUAGUUUAUAUGCAAAAUUCCGAUUUCCCUCUAAAUUAUACACCGAAAGCGUGAAUUUUCUUUUCUACUUUAUAAAAACAAAAUUGAAUUCUUAAAUUUUAAUCUCAGGAUAAUAAAUUAAUAAUUAUGUAAAUUAAUUUUCAAAUAACUGCGUGAAAAGAAAUUGUGUGACAAGAGUUGACAUCAAUAAGACAACUCGUUUAAUUAACAUUUGUUAAUGUUAUUUUUAUAUUUAUACAAAUGAAAAAUAAAAUUUAUUACCAAAAA
Molecule: messenger RNA, 1531 nt
Organism: Leptopilina heterotoma
Lineage: Eukaryota; Metazoa; Arthropoda; Insecta; Hymenoptera; Figitidae
Product: CD63 antigen-like
Exons: 6
Coding region: 485-1318 (277 amino acids)
Cellular component (GO): membrane
Source: RefSeq, a predicted model, not a curated record